Messenger RNA from Nerophis lumbriciformis (worm pipefish), 822 nucleotides. The record is from RefSeq and is a predicted model, not a curated record. Lineage: Eukaryota; Metazoa; Chordata; Actinopteri; Syngnathiformes; Syngnathidae.
AUGAGUUCAUAUUUCGUCAACUCACUCUUUUCCAAAUAUAAAAGCGGCGAGUCGUUACGUCCGAAUUACUAUGAGUGUGGCUUCGCGCAGGACCUCGCUGGAAGCCGGCCCACUGUAGUCUACGGUCCGGGCUCCGGUGCCACCUUCCAGCACGCUCCACAGAUCCAGGACUUCUAUCACCACAGCGCCUCAACACUGCCCAGCAAUCCGUACCAGCAGAGUCCUUGUGCGGUGACGUGCCACGGCGAAUCCGGCAACUUCUACGGAUACGACGCCCUGCAAAGGCAGACGCUAUUCGGGGCUCAGGACGCAGAUUUAGUCCAAUACAGCGAUUGUAAGGUGGGAGGCGCUCCGGGACUCGGCAGCGAGGACGCGGACGGAACCGACCAGAGUCCUUCCCCGACACAGCUGUUUCCCUGGAUGAGGCCGCAAGUAGCUGCCGGAAGGAGGCGAGGCCGGCAAACGUACAGCCGUUACCAAACUCUGGAACUGGAGAAGGAGUUCCUGUUUAACCCGUACUUGACCCGAAAGCGCCGCAUUGAGGUGUCGCACGCGCUGGCUUUGACGGAGCGACAGGUGAAGAUCUGGUUCCAGAACCGCAGAAUGAAGUGGAAAAAGGAGAACAACAAGGACAAAUUCCCCAGCAGCAAGAGUGAACAGGAGGCAGUGGAGAGGGAGAGGCGGGAGAAGGAGCUCCGGGAUGGCGGGGCGGCCGGCGGAGAGGGCGGAGGCGGAGGAGGAUCGGCGGCGGUAGCGGGAACAGCUGGAUCGCAGGCCGCUUUGAGCGACGAUAUCUGUGAAAAAACCCAUAAGCAAAUGUAG